Molecule: messenger RNA, 846 nt
Organism: Micromonas commoda
Lineage: Eukaryota; Viridiplantae; Chlorophyta; Mamiellophyceae; Mamiellales; Mamiellaceae
Exons: 1
Coding region: 1-846 (281 amino acids)
Source: RefSeq, a predicted model, not a curated record
AUGGCCCGCGCCGAGGCCUCGGCGUCCGCCGGUACCGGCGCCGACGUCGUCUUCGCCCUCGACUUCGACGGCGUCGUGUGCGACAGCGAGCCCGAGAGCAGCAUCAGCGGCUGGAAGCACGGCGUGGACCUGUGGCCCGAGGUAUUCGGCCCGGCGGACGCCGAGAAGGGUCGCGUGCUCGACGAGCUGAGGCUGGUGCGCCCGGUCGUGGAGACCGGGUUCGAGAACACCCUGCUGGCGCGCGCGCUCCUCGAGAAGAUCCACACCGUCGACGACAUCAUCGCCGACUGGGGCGGGCUCAUGCCGGGCCUCAUGGAGCGGUGGGGCUGCGACCGCGGCGAGAUGGUGGCCGGGUACGGUAAGAUCAGGGACGAUUGGAUGGCUGCUGACCUGGACGGGUGGCUCGCGCCCAACCUCGUGUACCCGGGCGUGGCCGAGGCGUGCAUCGCCGCGGAGGACUCCGCCAACUGCGACGUGUUCAUCGUCACCACCAAGCAGGCCAGGUUCGCCCAGGCCAUCAUGCGACGGAAAGGAAACCUGCGCAUCCCCGACAACCGCGUCUUCUCGCAGACGGUGUCCGGGUUGCCAAAGACGGACGUGCUCGCGGAUCUUCAGGCCAACGCCAGGGACGAUGACGUGCGUCUGGUGUUCGUGGAGGAUAAGCUGAGCACGCUGGAGAAGGUGUGCAAGGUUGGCACGGCACUGGAGCGAUGGGAGCUGUACCUGGUGGACUGGGGGUACAACACGGAGGCGGAACGCGCCAGAGCCGCAGCCAACCCGAGGAUAACAGUCGUGAACGUGGACGAGUUCGUCGGUAUGCUCAACGGCGCCGCCGAGGGGAAGUGA